Messenger RNA from Lucilia cuprina (Australian sheep blowfly), 1480 nucleotides. RefSeq names its product fatty acyl-CoA reductase wat (gene FarO). Gene Ontology annotation, molecular function: alcohol-forming very long-chain fatty acyl-CoA reductase (NADP+) activity. Gene Ontology annotation, cellular component: peroxisome. Gene Ontology annotation, biological process: long-chain fatty-acyl-CoA metabolic process. The record is from RefSeq and is a predicted model, not a curated record. Bases 134 to 1405 code for a protein of 423 amino acids. The transcript has 6 exons. Lineage: Eukaryota; Metazoa; Arthropoda; Insecta; Diptera; Calliphoridae.
UUAUCAUUCUUUAUAUUAGAUUUUUAACAAGCUUAAGUUACAAAAACCAAAUGAAUUGGACAAGAAACUAGUGCCCAUACCCGGUGAUGCCGUUGUGCCAUUUUUGGGCAUUACACCCGAAUAUCAAAAGAUAAUGGAAAAUGUUUCCAUUGUUUUUCACUGCGCUGCUACAGUACGAUUUGAUGAACCCUUAAGGGAUGCGCUAAGAGUAAAUGUAGGAGGUACUUUGGAAACUCUUAGAUUUGCCGAAACCCUUAAGCAUUUGAAAGUGUUUAUGCAUGUUUCGACAUUCUUCAGUAAUCCUUAUGUGGAGUAUGUGGAAGAGAGAGUUUAUGAAUCACCAAUGAAUUGGAGGUUUUGCUUGGAUUUGUUAAAUAGAAAGGACAUUCCGGAAGAACUAUUGGAUGUGAUUACGAGAAAGCUAAUUAUAGGUUUUCCAAAUACAUAUUGUUUCACAAAAAAUAUGGCGGAAUCUUUGGUAAAUGACUUUAAAGAUAAGUUGCCGGUGGGAAUUUACCGACCAUCUGUAGUUUUGUUUGCCAUUGAGGAACCGGAACCAGGGUAUUCGCCUUCUUUAAUGGGUGCUAUGGGUUUAUUUGCCCUUGCAGCGGCUGGUAUUUUAAAGGGCCUUCAUAUUGACAAAAGAACUAGAAUCGACUUGUCACCACAAGAUGUUUGCGUCAAGACUUUGUGUUAUUAUGCCUACAAAACGGCUCAAUUGUAUAAAAAUAAACCAGAUAAAAUACCGGUUUAUAAUGGAUCAUCUUGUACCCAUACCGAAGUAACAUUUUGUCAGUAUAUUGACAUCAUGGAAAAUUAUAAUCUUUGGCUUGAAGCGCCUUUUGAGAAAAACUUUCUAAUACCUGGUGUAUAUUACACGAAUAAUAGUCUUUUGUAUUUCAUUUUGGUUUUAUUUUUACAUCUUUUGCCUUCACUAUUGGCCGAUUUUGGUUUGAUAUUAAGUGGACGAAAACCUGCUCUUAUGCGGGUACACCGCAAGAUGUUUAUUACUUUGGAAGUUUUGAAGCCUUUUCUUUUUAAUAACUAUUUUAGUGCGGGCAUAACACAUGCCGAAGAAAUGUUGAAAAUUUUAAAAGGUACGGAUUUUGAUGUGGAUGUAAUACUGGCUGGUAAAUACUAUUUUAAAAAUGUUGGAUUUUGCUUUCCAAUGGUGUAUAGCAUAAGAAAACAUUUGUUUAAGGAAGAUCCAAAGACCAUACCAAGAAGCAGGAAAAUACUAAAAAUCAAAAUUUUUAUUUACAAUAUCAUCAAAAUAUUCCUAGCUUUUCACAUUUCCGGCAAACUAGCGGGACAUUUGAAAUAUUUUUAUGAAAAUAGACUGCCUGAAAUUUUUAAUCCUAACUUAUUUUGCCAUAAUGAAUUAAAACUUGUCAAUUUCAAUUAAGAUCUUGAAAAAUUUAUACAAAAUCCUUUGUUGAUAAUACUAUAAAACAAUUAAAGAGGCUUCAUAUUAUAUAAU